Dendronephthya gigantea is the source of this 3177-nucleotide messenger RNA. RefSeq lists its product as uncharacterized. Lineage: Eukaryota; Metazoa; Cnidaria; Anthozoa; Malacalcyonacea; Nephtheidae. The transcript is spliced from 2 exons. Gene Ontology annotation, molecular function: ATP binding; protein kinase activity. The record is from RefSeq and is a predicted model, not a curated record. The coding region runs from base 586 to 2871 and encodes 761 amino acids. Gene Ontology annotation, biological process: protein phosphorylation.
ACGACACUGUUCAUUUGUAAUUUCAUGAACUAGAAACAAACAAUUCGUUUUCUAUCCCAUUUUAAAAGUAAAAAUGUAAAAACUGCUGCUUGAGAUUUCACGCCAAGUUAGCCAAGGUAAAUUUUCAAAGUCAAAUACUCGAAAUAUAUUGUAAAUAAUAUUAGAAAUUUAAAGACUGGUGUCAUGGCGAGAGAAAGAUUAAUUGCAUGCCUGCAGUGCCAAGGUUAAAACCACUACAAAGGUGUGGAGCGUUAUUGAAGCGUACUAUCAAUAUAGAUUGUUUCAGUCUCCUUGACCUUGAAUUGUUGGCAAGUAUCAGUUUUAAUUGCAGACAAAAAUAGAUAAUAUAUUCUGAAAAACGUUUACAGCAAUAAACUAUGAAUAAUCUCCUGGGUAGCUUGAGUUAACUUGCCAACAAAAUGAAAAGACAAAAAAGCAAAGUGUACAUUAACCACUCCACCUAACACUUACAUCUUUCAUUAUAUAUUGAAUAAUCAUGUAAUGUUGGUAGCGAAUUAACGUAAUAUGUAGCACACUGGAUGAGAAAUCUUGUUCCGUCUGCAUUGCUACAAGAACAUUCAGAAGAUGGACGAAAUAGUAAAAAACGUAGGCCGAGAAAAGUUUUUCGAAAAAGUAAAACCUGUUUUACGCAGACGGGAAUUUGAGUCAGAGAAAAUACUUGCUGUCGGCAGCUAUGGUUUUGUUGUUCAGGUUGAGAACAUAAAGGACAAACAGAAAUACGCCAUAAAGAUUCUUCGCAGUGCGAACAACGACACCGAUAAAAACACAAAAUACCAGAAACGAGAACUGGAGCUUCUAGAAAAGUGUAAAGAAGAACUUUGGAAGCAAAAUAUUAUCAGAUAUUACAAGUCUUGGCACAAAGAUAUCGAUAACGAACCAACGGAACCAACGGAACCAACAGAACCAACAGAACCAACAGAACCAACAGAACCAACAGGACCAUUUCUUUUUGUUCAAACAGAACUCUGUUUCAAAAACUUGUUAGAUUUCGUCUACGACAACACGAUAGCUGCCGGUCCUCAGAUUGUUCGAAUUUCUAGUCCGAAACCACUUUGGGCGCACGUUUUCCCCCAGAUUUUGAAUGGUUUACAAGCUAUACACAAAAUGGGCAUGGUUCAUCGCGAUCUUCACCCCAGUAAUAUUCUCAUAGCAUGCCCAGAACCACAACAAAUCCUGGAAGUUUCUGUCAAGAUCGCCGACUUUGGUCUUGCCAGGGAAAUCAGGUCGAUAAUCGAAGCCUCUCUUCCACUCACUGACGCCCCAGAAUUGCCAGAGCUUUCUCUUAAUGUUGGUAAUAAACUGUUUCAGGCUCCUGAACUAGCAACCAAAUAUUACGAUUAUAAAGUGGAUCUCUUCAGCGCAGGAAUCGUUCUAUAUUUUCUCAGCCGCUAUCUCAAAGACAAAAGUCAAUGGACAGAUGAAAUCAAGGAACUUAGAAAUGGGAAUCGUGAUCAACAACAUUUGUCUCAUCAGGACAAAUUAUUAUUCGACCUAAUCGACCGCUUAAUGAAGCAGGACCCAAACAAACGACCGACUGCGGACGAGGCUUUGAAAUACAUUCAAGACGAGAGCAAGGACAUUAGACGAAAUGAAUUACUCGACAAAAAAGAAAAGAAAAUGCUUGCAGAGAGAGCGACAACAAUUUUACGCCGGCGGGAUUUUGAGUCAGAAAAAAUUCUUGGUGAGGGCAGCUAUGGUUUUGUUGUUCAGGUUGAGAACAUUGUUGACAAACAGAAAUACGCCAUAAAGGUUCUUCCUUGUGCGAAUGACGACAACGAUAAAAACGCAAAAUACCAGAAACGAGAACUGGAGCUUCUAGAAAAGUAUAAAGAAGAUCUUUGGAAGCAUAAUAUUAUCAGAUAUUACCAUUCUUGGCACAACAAUGUAGAUAACGAACUAACGGAACAAUUUCUGUUUGUUCAAACAGAACUCUGUAUCAAAAACUUGUUGGAUUUCGUCUACGACAACACGAUAGCUGCUGGUCCUCAAAUUGUCCAAGUUUCAAGUCCAAAGCCACUCUGGGCGCAGGUUUUCCCCCAGAUUUUGAAUGGUUUACAAGCUAUACACCAAAUGGGCAUGGUUCAUCGAAACAUUCACCCCGGUAAUAUUCUCAUAGCAUAUCCAGAGCCACGACAUGUCCAGGAAAUUUCGGUCAAGAUCGCUGACUUUGGUCUAGCCAAGGAGAUCGAGUCUAUAAUCGAAGCCCCUCAUGUUUCUUCUGAUGUUGGGAAAGAACUGUUUAGGGCCCCUGAACUGGCGACUGGAUAUUAUGAUUAUAAAGUGGAUCUUUACAGCGCAGGAAUCGUUCUGUAUAUUCUCAGCCGCUAUCUUCCAGACAAAAGUCAAUGGUCAGAUGAAAUCAAGGAACUUAGAAACGGGAAUCGUGGUCCUAAAUAUUUGUUGCAUCAGGACGAAGUAUUACUCAACUUGAUCGACCGCUUAAUGAAGCAGAACCCAAACGAACGACCGACUGCAGAUAUGGCAUUAACAUACAUAGAAGGCGGGAGCACGAACCUUAACGAAAGGAAAUUUUUAGUAAAGAAACACGGUGAGGAACUUUACUAUCGAUGUACCACACCUGAUAUUACAUUGAAAAAUUUGCAAGCUGCAAUACAAGAACAUUGUCAUGUAGGGAUUGGGGCUGAUGCUCAGAUUUUGAUACAAGACAAACCAAACGAGGAAGAAGCUCGUAUACAGGUUGGAAUAACGUCUGAUAAAGAUGUACGGGAAAUGUUCCUUAGUGCCGAGAGGCAGAGGAAAAAAGUCCGCAUUGUUGUGGGAGACAAGACUGACCAUGAUAGGGCCACAAACGUUGUGGAAGCUGAAGAUAUGGAAACUUUAGAUAACUAGAUAACCGGUGCGAGAACAGAGUGAGAAGAACCAAGUAUGUAGCGAUAUUAUAAUGACUGCGUGGAAUAAAACUGAUAAGAACUUCAUAUAUACGUAUUUUUUAUUAUUUACGUAUCAACAUUAUACGUAUUUUUAGAACUUUUUUAGUGAACAAUUAAAUCCGGUGUAGUUUUAGAAUAUUUUAUCUUAUUUUAAGGUUUUUAUUUUUUUUCAAUUUACGAUUGUAAUUGCAAGAAAAAUCGAGGAAUUCUUUUGUGAUAUAGCAAUUUCACAGAAACAUUUAUGUAACCUCACUUAGAACUGCAU